UGGGGGCAGUGGGCUCGAACUUGGGUAAAAGAGGGAUGCUGCUUGUUGGUACCAGCUGUAUCUUUUUGACCGAACAGUAUGGGAAGAACCCCACUAAUUCGUUUUUGUCGUCAUUUUAUUCGAAGCUCUCCAGAGCGAUUUGUUCACCCGGCCUCCAAGGUCCCUUUGCCUCCCAGCUUUUCUGCCAGUGCUAGAUCUCAGGCUUCGAAGCCUGCAUCCGUCACACGCGAUUUCUUUUUUAGUCGCGAAGAACUGCCGAUGCGAUUUCGCUACCGUAUGCUCAGCGUGAGCGAGAUGGACGCCAUUGAUUCGGCGGGUGCUUCGACACUCGAUCACUGAGGAAACUAGCAGAGAUAAUUUUUAUCAUUAAUCGUAACUCGUUCUGAACAACGAAAGAACAGAAGACGUAAGCCGCAUUUUGGAGUAUAAUAAAGGCUUGGCGAGUGCUAGAGUGUGUAAGUAAGUCUUAGCGAAUACGAGGAUUGGUGAAUUAGUCAGGAGUGCUGUUACGGAAACACCCUCCAAAGAAGCAUACAGUGCCGCGCCUACACGUUAGCCGACGUGGGCGCAACAGCCCAAGAGGAACGUGGCGCCUUCUCCAGCUUGCGCAAGAUGGGGAGAAUAACGGUGUAGAGGAGGAUGGUUGCUGUCAAAAUACCUACGACGGAAAUGGAAUAGUAACCGUCACUCCUCAUAAUGCAGGUGCCACCCUGUGCAACACACUGAGCUUUCGAGUCGUCUGUCGCACACGAAAGCUCACUAGAUACGGAACAGAAGGAAACGGUCAUUGCAUUGGCUGCCUUGAGCAGCAUGUAUUUGGGCCAGGUGCCACCCAGGUUGCUCAAUGUAUUGAGAAUGGUCAUAUACGUGCCCCCAAUAAAAGGGUCUGAGAUUUGGCUGUGAAAGACACCAAUCGCGACGAACUGGAUGGUGCCGACAGAGGAGCUGAACAAGUAGCAGAACAGAAUGACGAAGAAGGAAUAAACGUUAAUAGUGGUAUGGGUUAGGAGAAACAUUAGCAGGACGUUAAAAGCGUUGGCGAAGAUGCGCAAGCGGUAGCCCAGAAGCCAUUUCGACAAGGGCCUGUGUUGGCUUGCUCGACCGAUAUAUACUCCAAGCGCUAAACUUAUGGGGAAAUCGAUAAGAAUAAUGAUGGAGAGCAGUGCAUUGCUCAGUCCCUUUUCAGAGAGCUUGAGAAACGUGAGCGUUUCGUUGGCGACGAAGCCAAGCUUGCACAGUAAUAGGAAUACAGAGUAGUGGCGCAUGUCUGGAUUUGAGUUAACAAUGGAACGAGACAGAAAAGCAUCAUGUGUAUGGACACAGCUGGCACGUUUGAGUACAUACUUUUAAUGGAAAAGACCCGGAAAAUAGAGGCCCAGAUGCUCCUAACGUCUUCAAUGGUCACAGAAGCCUGUUCGUCCACGACACAAACGAGAAUAGAUGCGACGAAGGCAACAACGGACCAGAAGCGCAAAUAGCCAGACAGUGUCACGAGUCCGACAUUGGGUUUUGCAAUGGUGGGGAGAAGCUUGGAAGAGACGGGGGACAUGAGAACGAGCAGAACGGUGAAUGAGAGGAAAAAGCCUGUAUUAAGGCCGACAGAUUGCGCCGUAGAGGCAUAAUUAAUUUGUUCGGGCUCCAGCAUAUUCAAGGACCAGCCGUCCACUGCAAUGUCCUGUGUCGCACACAGGAAAACGAGCAUGAAGCUCCAGAAUGUGAACGCGUGAAUGUGUUCCGAGCUGUGUUCGAUCCAGUCCUCCACGCAGAAAGAAAGGAGAAACAUUGCGAGAGAAAUUAGUAGUAUACACGGCACAAUCCAUGUUUUUCUCCGUCCAAACUUGCGAAAAUAAAAGGUGUCGACGAUGGGACUCCACAGCACUUUAAGGCUGUAUGGGUA
Molecule: messenger RNA, 1897 nt
Organism: Schizosaccharomyces japonicus yFS275
Lineage: Eukaryota; Fungi; Ascomycota; Schizosaccharomycetes; Schizosaccharomycetales; Schizosaccharomycetaceae
Exons: 2
Coding region: 79-339 (86 amino acids)
Biological process (GO): 2-oxoglutarate metabolic process
Cellular component (GO): mitochondrion
Source: RefSeq, a predicted model, not a curated record